Molecule: messenger RNA, 1654 nt
Organism: Hibiscus syriacus
Lineage: Eukaryota; Viridiplantae; Streptophyta; Magnoliopsida; Malvales; Malvaceae
Product: G-box-binding factor 4-like
Exons: 5
Coding region: 211-1056 (281 amino acids)
Biological process (GO): positive regulation of DNA-templated transcription
Cellular component (GO): nucleus
Molecular function (GO): DNA-binding transcription factor activity
Source: RefSeq, a predicted model, not a curated record
CGCGCCCUUGCACGCGCUCUUUAGUCCCCCUGAUCCCAACAGAAUAACAAACCCAAAACUCCCAAAAUGUACAAGUUCAAAAUCGACAAUCCUCAAAUAUCCCAAAUAAAAAUUAGAAACCCCAAACCCUAGAUAAUCUCUCGAGUGGGAGAGAACUGAAUUUUUCCGCGAGAGAAUCUAUCGGUGAAACAGAGAAAGGUGCCGCCGAUUAUGGCGUCAUCGACUUCAAAUUUGCGAAAUUCGGAUCUCUCCCGACGCUCUACUACUUCUUCCUCUACAAACCCCCAACUUUUCAACGAUCAGAACAAAAACGAGGAUAGCAACAGAUUGAGCUCGACAAUGACGGUCGACGGCAUCCUUCGAAACGUUUACUCGGCCGCUCCUUCGACUGAGACGACUCUGGUUGACGCUUCGAUCACUCUAAUCGACGCUCCGAUUCCGAAUAACGUCGUGGAUAAUUCCGAAGCUUCUCAGGUUCAAGCUGUACCGGAUUAUAGUAACAAUGUGGCGAGAAGUGUUGACGAGGUCUGGAGGGAGAUUGUAUCCGGCGAGAAGGAAGAGAUCUCGAUGAAAGAGGAGGCGCCGGACGAGAUGAUGACUUUGGAGGAUUUCUUGGCGAAGGCUGGUGCCGUGGAGGAAACGGCGGCUGUUGCGACAGCAGAGGUUAAGUUGCAUCCCGAUAGGUUGAGUGGUGGAGUGUGCACAUUUGAUCCGGUGGGAUCUGGUGCGUUUCAAAUGCUGGAUAAGAUGGAGGGGUCAAUUGUUGGGUUGGGGAACGGGAUGGAAAUUAUUGGAAGUGGAGGUGGUGGAAGGAGAGGGAAGAGAGGAAGAGGGGUUUUGAUGGAGCCGUUGGAUAAGGCAGCACAACAGAGGCAGAGAAGGAUGAUUAAGAACAGGGAAUCUGCUGCCCGGUCUCGGGAAAGGAAGCAGGCAUACCAAGUUGAAUUGGAGUCAUUGGCUGUGAAGCUGGAAGAGGAGAACGAGUGGCUGUUGAAAGAAAAGGCUGAGAGAACUAAGGAAAGGUUUAAGCAGAUAUGUGUAAUUAUUUCUGGUUGAGGAAUUUUGUGAUCCUGUCGGUGUAAUAUGAGCUAAUGGAGAAGGUGGUUCCAGUUGUAGAGCUGCGAAGACCACCACAUGUGCUCCGUAGAGUUCGAUCAUUGCAGUGGUAGAUAAUUAUUUUAUUGGGAUGCGAGAGACGGAAAGGAAAUAGCUAAUCUGACGACGUAGAGGAGGAAAGGAGGGGGGUACAGUAAGAGGUAUCAUUAAAUUUUUCUUCUUUUGAAUAGCUAUUCCAAAGCUGUGAUGGUAGUCUAGAGCAGUUUCGGUUCUUCAUAUGUAAACAAAAUGAAAAGCCAAACCAGAACCAUGAACGAAAGAUCCCGUAUUAUCGAAUAGAAGGUUCUGUGGCAAAGGAAUGUAGUGAAGGAGGCAAGCUGGUUUAUAUAGCUAAUGAUGGAUUCCUCCUCCUUAGCUGCAUGAUCAAUAAGGAACAAAAGUGUACUGUAUUUAUGUGGUUCUAACUUAUGGCAGCACUUUAGUUAAAAAUUUAGAACGGUCAGUAUUGAUCUGUCUAUAUUGUUAGUUAGAGCACUACUUUCUGAUAUCCUUGAUUGAAAUUAUGUGCAUGAAUGAUGCAAAUGUGUUAGGCUGUUUA